AUGUUUGGAACAUUUCGCGUAGGAUCUUGCCGAGCCUUCACAGGUGCCUCCGGCUGUGCCAUUGCCAGCUUCGGGUGCUGGCCCAUGGGGGACCGGGAAAGGGACUUCUCUAAAGCGGGUCGGGUGCCAAUCUCUCAGCUGAAGGCCCGCCACCGCCACCGCCUCCACCAGCCAUUCCUUCACUUCCUCCUGUUCCAAAUGUCGGGCCGGAGGACAUGCACACACUUUCCUUGCACCGCAAAAAACUUCAAGAGUGGCCGAAUCAGUGCUGCCACAACCGGGUUUCAGGACAUCCCACUGCAGAGUAUGGAAGGCGAAAAUACCAAGUCUUGGUACACAGUGCCUCCCAGCGUGGCUGCCAUGGUGAACAGCACCGUGACACCGUUGCCCAUGGCAUAUCCUUCAGCUGCUGUUCCGGCUGUGCCCACAGCAAACGAUCUCAUGCCGAGGUUCUUGCCAGCACCCGUGGUGCCUUCACAGGUGCAGGCCGAGGCAAUCCGACACACGCUGCAAAGUUGGCCAAUGCCACCUACAUUGGCAGCUGGCCCGGCCGCUGCUCCCGCACCAGCACCAGCCGCAGGCUUCCUGCAGAGGGCGACAAAGGAGGCCAGGCCCGUUUUGUUGUGUCAUGUGUGGUGGAGUGACCCCACUGGUGACAUGCGAUUCAGGAAUGGCUACAACUUCUACCACCAGUACGCACAGAUCGAUUUCACAGUUCUAGACAGACGUAUGGGAACUCUUGAAGAGCUCCGCAACCUUGUUAACGAAGCCCAUGCCCUCGACAUGUAUGUGAUGAACCACAUGGUGGCUUGUCCCUGCGAAUUUGGGCAUACUUGUGUCGUGGCGAACGACUAUUAUUUCGAGGGCCACGCGAUGAGCCAGGCCACGUGGCGAUUCCAUGAGGAUGGGGGCAAGCGCGAGUACAAACUGAAACCGCGAGCUACCCAGGCCUCUUACUUUCACGGCAUGGUUUGGUGCGGCGAUGCGCUUUGGCAAUCCUUUGGAAAUGAGCCUACAGGCAUCCUGAUCAACAUGGACGCCUGCGAGGACCGAUGUCAAUCAGACCCCGAUUGCUUCUUCUUCCUGUACAAGAACGACCUGGGCUCCUUGAGCACAUAUCACUGCGCAGGCUUCAAUUCUUGCAGCUCUCCAACCCCCUACACUGAUGGUCAGGGACAUGUCUACAAGAAGUGGGUUUGGCCCGUAAAGGCCGUUCAAGAAGCAGCAGAUGUUUGGUGCGGAAGCCACUUGUGGCAAGAAUACGGGCACGAAGCAACCGGGCUGCUUGUAAACCAGGACACUUGCGAAGCCGCUUGUGCUUCCGAUGCAUCUUGUCAGUUCUACCUUUGGAAGGACGACCCUGCUGCAAACACACGCUUCCAUUGUGCUGGCUUCGGAACGUGUGCAGAAGCUGAUCAAACUCCGUUCGGGGAUGGUGACGCUUCCAAAAUCUUUCAGAAAAGGACCAAGGCUGAGAGAGACAAAGAUGGCCUUUAUCACACACCUGCUGGUCGGCAACCGUAUAGUGAUUUCUGGUACAGCAAUGCGUGGGAUCCGGCUGCGCAGUACAACGGGACCCUGUACGGUCAAUGGGGCGAGAGUGCAACGGACACGGGCUAUGGCACCUACAUUGAAUCAGAUUUUCAUCACAACGGAGAUUUGAUCGACUAUCACGAUCCUUGGGAGAUUAACCUUGGUAAAAUCUACGGUGUUAUGGACGACUUGCGGCUUGAGCAGGACCGUGUCCAGCAGAAGUACAUAGCCAUGACCAAGGCCUUGAUUGAGACCGCUGAUGUGGAUGGGUACCGUGUGGACACCCCGAUGCAGGUGCCGUUGAACUUUUACAAGGCUUGGGCACCAGCAAUGAGAGCUCAUGCAAAGACGCUUGGCAAAGAUCGCUUUGGGAUCUUUGGGGAGUUCUUCGUCAGCGCAGAGCGCUACGCUACCAUGACCGGUCGAGGUCGAGACAAUACGAUGUACGGCCAGGAUCGGUUCAUUGACGACAUAGCCACGCUGAAAGGCGGCAUUGUCUACCCGUACUACUGGUAUGUAUUUACUGCGAUGGUGUACCAGCGCCCAGAGUAUGCAGAUGGUCUUCCGUUGGCAUAUGUCGAAGAGAACAAAAUGAUUGACACAUAUGAUCCAACCACCAAUCGUCACGAGUACUCGAUGUGGACAUUCUGCAACAAUCACGACAACUGGCGGCUGCAGAGUAUGACCGGCAAGCCACACUUCGUGAUGUGUCUUGCAGUCAUAACCUUCUGGCCAGGCGUUCCUCUUCACUACGCAGGCGACGAGCAAGACUUUGACACUCCGGGCAGUGCUCUCGACGGAUGGGCUCGAGAAGAGCUGAGUACAUCCUUAGCUUGGCGAGCAGUCCGCACGCAGGAAUCAGGUAACCCAGCAGAUGGAGACAAUUUUGACAUGACCCAUCCAACCUACUUGUACAUCGGCCGGCUCAGUGCUCUGAGACGAGCCUACUUCGGCAUUUUCGGAGCUGAAGAGUGUGACGAAGUCCAAUACCCUUCAUACGCGACCCCAGAUGUGCUUGUCUUUCUGCGUGGCUGCAAUGCUUCCAGCAAGGUCUUGGUAUUCGCAAACUUCCACACUACAGAGAACAGAUCUGCAUCCAUUGAUGCGCUUCCGUGGGCCAGCGGCACUCGCUUGACGGAUUGCAUUGUGAGCCAUGACCCAGCAGAAGUCAUUGUUUCCUCGGGAAGCGUCUCCCUCUCACUGGGUCCAUUGCAAGCUCUGGCUUUCGUUGAAAACGUGGCUGCAGUUCCUCCUUCGAUUACCGAGGUCAUGCCACGACAUGGUUCCACAAUUGACACCCAGGCGACCAACCUAACAAUCACGCUGCGCUUUGAUCGCACUGUUGACUCCUCCAUGGUCUCCAACGUACUCCUCGACCAGACUUCGGGCGGGUUUACGUGCAUGGGCGACACAUGCACCCGAGAAAUCGCCAUGGCGUCUUUGGCAGAUGGUCAUCACACUCUGGAGGUUCGUGCGGGUUCAGCAACCACAGACGGAAUGCAGCUCCAUGCCUCCUUCGAGUCUGUCUUCUUGUUGGAUCGACAGCAAGGUGCCAUAUCAAAGCCAAUCCACGAGCAGCCAGGCCUCAUUUGCAGCUUUGGGAGGGAGCUAUGUCACAAUGCCGUUGGGGCCACCCUGUAUCGGGCUCAGAAUGUGGGUGGGAACUGGUCGGAAUGGAUGCCAUAUGCUUCGACCACCGCCUGGCAAGCACAGCUGGACGUGCCAGUCCUUGUCCAAUAUUUUUCUCAACUCAGUGCAGGCUUCAUUGUGGGUGACUGCCUGGCCUCCACGGGCAGACGUUGCCAUGUGAGCUGGCAUGACCGAAUGUUCCUGCGCGGUGAAUUGAACAACUGGGGCGGUUCGGACGAAGGGCACAUGAUGCUCAUAAGUUCGUACACGUGGGCAUCCAACAUCACACUGAGCCAGUUUAUCCGUGCCCGCUUUACUCCCACGAAUGAUUGGUCAAAGUCUUACGGAGCCCACCCUGUUCGGGAGCUCUUGUACAAUGUUCCGACCUUCGAUGAACGUCACAGAACCUUCGACAUCGUGCCCACGAAGUCUGGUUCGGAGCCAUGCCGAGAAUGGAUGGUCAAUCGCAGCUUGUGGUCGGAACAUGAGACCAUAGCAUCCGGCGCGGAAUUUGCCAUUGAUCUGUGGCUGAGUCCCUUCUGUACGGCAGCCGCGCCGCAGUGCGAGCCAGAUCCCGAGGCCAAGUGGCAAUGUCACUCGUAUCAGACCGGCCAGGACGCUGCGUGGUGUGCUUCAGUUGGGUCGGAAGGCUGCUUCGAGUACAGCACGAAUGACCAAAGUGAAGAGAUGAGCUCGUGCGGCCCCUGCUACUGCUGCAAACGGAAAGUGUCAGCUGCCCAGUCGGCUCCAGAAGCUUCGCCGCAGCUUAGUGCAACAUCUGUCGGGGCAAAGUUUCCAGUGUCUGAAGCAUGCUCAGCAGCUCAGCAUGACGUGUGCUUCAUCGAACUGGUGCAACUAGAAAGAAUCCAUGAUGCGAUUGUAUGUCAAGCUGAAGCAUGGGAAGCUACUUGCUGCAUCAAGUUCAAUGACCUGUAUUUGAACUACACGAUCACCCCAGAUCUUUCCCAAUGCGCACCGGGUGAGCCUGUUGAUCAGCCGGUGCUAGAAGCUUCCUUCAUCGUUGCAGUGCAAAUUGAAAACAUGUCUGAGUUUGCAGAUGUCGCCUACAUGGUCAGUGCGGAGUUCGAGCUCCUGAACUGGACAGGUGCUUUGCAGGCGGCUGCCACGGAGAUCUGUGGCAUCCUGACUAUGCGCAAUUCAACGUGCUCAUCUUCAGGUGCCGAAGUCAUCCGGGCAGAGGUUCGCACAGCUGAAGCAGAUGAUGCCGGCGCAUUGCAUGAUCUGGCGAAAGACGCCCAGCACAUGCAACACCUGCUUAGAAGCGGCUCUGAUGCUGGAGGAAAUGCUUCCCUGCGCUUGAUCAUGCCCCCUGUGCUGGAACUGCGGCUCUUGACAGAUGUGGUCGCCUUUGCUUCCGACUGGCAGGCUCCUGAUCUCGCUCCAAAUGUUUCAGACCUGACACGUGAGUUCUCCAAUGGAUACUCUCGUGCCGUGGUGCUGUCUGUGUUGCCCUCGCCAUUGGCGAGCACGACUACAACUACACUCGCACCUGCAACCAGCGCAGCUCCCAAUGUCUCGACAACUAGCAGCACGGUCACAAGCUCGAGCUCCGCGGGCACAAAUGACUGUGUUGAGUUGGCGGUGAAGAGUGCUGGCGCUCUGGACGGCAACCUUGCAGAGUUCUUCAUCGAUGGCGUGCAAGUAGAGAUGACCCCGGGUCGAGGCUUGAGCGUUGUGGUCCUGGAUGAACAUGGCACGAGCGCAUCGCAGUUGCAUGUCUUCGACACGGGAUUUCAAGCGGGUGGUUCGGCACCCCUGGCAACGCUGCUGAGCAGCCUCUCGGAAGGCGUCGGCGUAAUGAUUGCUGCCAUGGAUGAUGCUUCGGACAACUUGACGCUUGCUGCCAGAAAUGCGAUCAAGCAGCUUGGGGCAACGCAGAUAGACAAUCUUGGCUACAGGGGGUCGUAUGCAUUGAUUGGUGUUAAGGGCCGAUCGGCUGUGGCCGAGAGGCUGGCGGCAUCAGGCGAAGGCCAUGUGCAGGUCAGCAGCAGAAAUUCUUGGAAGCCAGCGUGUGCCGACACCACUUCAUCUUUGGCAAAUGCUGGUGAUCCGAUUGCAUUGCGAGUUCGGAGUGCAGGCGCGGAUGAUGGGAAUUUCGUUGAGUUCUAUGUCAACGGCGCUCUUGUUGACGUGGUUGCUGGACGGGGCCUGACGGUAGUAUCUAUGCAAGAUGGGCAAGUUGAGACGCAUGUCUUCGACACGGGCUUCGAGGGCCUGGGCUCCGAGGGAUUGGUCCGUUUUUUGCAAGGCUUACCGUACGGCACGCUUGUCAUGGUGGCUGCUAUGGAUGAUGCGACCGACAACCUAACAGCAGAGGCGAAAGCUGCUAUCGAGGGCUUGGGCGCCAGCGAGAUCAGAAGUCUGUCAUACCGCGGGUCAUAUGCACUGAUUGGUGUGCAAGGCGGCCUGGCACUUGCAGAGCGUGUUGCUGCUUCCGGAAGUGGUUCCGUCGAGAUUGCGAGCACAUGGCUCUGCGAGUGCUACGACUACGAGCUCCAGCCAACAAGACCAGUCAGAGACGACAACGGAGCCCGAUGGAUCAGGCUUGAGCUCAUCGACUGGCUCUACCACGGCAUCAGAAGUCUCGUCUUCCACGGCAAGGAGCUGGGAACCUUGGACAAAGGGAAAAAGCAAGAAAGAUGCAGACUGCAGAAUCAGGCCGAGUGCCAGCCGAAAGAAUUCAAUGAACAAGUUGAUGCGUCUGACAGAACCGGGCAAUCCGUUGUUGCCUUCCUUCUGCUUUGCGACUUGGCUUUCGACUUUUCUCGUUCUUUUGCAAUGAUCCUUUCAUCGUCUGACAGACGCUUUGCAGAUGUGGCGCUGAUGGAACAUGGAGAAGAUGAUCUGCUUCUGGAAUCUGGAAUUCCAGAACAGGUUGGUGCUGCCAGCUUCAUCCAGAUCGAUAUAGCCAAGACAUGCAUGCCGGCAAGCAGCGUGGACCAGCUAUUUCAAGUCUUGAGAGACAGUUGUGCUCGAGUCGAACGGGUGAAAGCCUUUGACUGUGGGCUCGAUGACGCUGCAUCGAGAGCGAUUGCAGGCUGGAUAGAAGCAAUGCCACCUGACAACCUGCCCAGCGAGCUCCAUUUAUCGCACAACCGCAUCACCCCGGAUGGCUUUCAUGGCUUGGUGCAGGCCAUCGAAAACAAAUGGGCACGGCUGACGCAGAAGAAGCCACCGGUCUGGCUGCGCGUGGAAGGGAAUGCGAUAGAUGAUGCCACGAUCUGCGCCCUCGUCACGGGUGGGCGUGCUCUCCUAGCGCAGAGCCUGAAAGCUCCAGAGCGGCGGAGUGGGAUGGUGCCGCUGUCCUUUCCAUCUUUUCACGGAAAGUCUCUGCAGCUUCAGGAUGCACCAUUCCAACUGAAGCCGUUCCAGCGCCAAAGCGACUUUCAUUCAUUUGCUGGCCCACAGCAUUCGCCACAAUUUCCUCCUGAUCCCCCCUCGAGCUGGGACGUGGGCAGCACAGGGCCCACUCACACCUCAGCAAUGCCCCCACCCCCGCCACCCCCGCCCAACCUGCCAGCCUUGCACAACCGUUUGCCGAUGCAGCUUGAGCAACCGAGCUGGUCAGGUUGCCUGCAAAGCGGGAAUCAGGCGCCAAUGAUGAAUAGCCUGAAUAGCCCUGUUCACAACAUGCACACAUUUGCGGCAAACCAGGCGCAAUUCAUGCCAGGGCCAGGUGUCCACGGCCACAUGCCCAACAGUCAGGUCAUGUUACCAUCGAACCAGAUGCUGAACAACAUGCCCCACAACCCGAUGGCAAUGAUGCAGCAGCAUCAUCAGCAGCGGCAUCAAAUGUCCAACCCAUCACACAACUUUCCCGAACAUCAGCAGUUUGGGAAUUCAGGAAAUCUGCCAGUUCUUCAAACUCAGGCUGGUUUCCCUGUACAGAGCCAGGUGCAAGGACAGAUGCAGAUGAUGCACGCUAUGCCGCACCAUGUUGGUUGGCAGGCACCUGGUCUACUUCCAGGUGCAGGUUGUGCAUCUAACGUGGGUGGGCACAUGUUCCCCUGCCAUGACAAGUUCUUGGAGGCACCGACAGAGGUGCAGCCGCAACCUGCGAGACCUUCGUUCUCCCAGGAAAUGUCCAGAGAACGAUCCCGGAGCCGGACCCGCCAGAAUGCAGGCGAGAGCAAGCCACAGUCAGCGCAGACUCAGACAGGCGGGGAGCAUGUUUAA
Molecule: messenger RNA, 7359 nt
Organism: Symbiodinium sp. CCMP2592
Lineage: Eukaryota; Dinophyceae; Suessiales; Symbiodiniaceae
Source: the annotation of a GenBank genome assembly